Uloborus diversus is the source of this 2373-nucleotide messenger RNA. Its product is annotated as isovaleryl-CoA dehydrogenase, mitochondrial-like. The coding region runs from base 66 to 1328 and encodes 420 amino acids. Lineage: Eukaryota; Metazoa; Arthropoda; Arachnida; Araneae; Uloboridae. The transcript is spliced from 12 exons. Gene Ontology annotation, molecular function: 3-methylbutanoyl-CoA dehydrogenase activity; flavin adenine dinucleotide binding. Gene Ontology annotation, biological process: L-leucine catabolic process. Gene Ontology annotation, cellular component: mitochondrion. The record is from RefSeq and is a predicted model, not a curated record.
CUAAUGUAAUGUUAUGUAAUUGAACGGUAUUGAAUAGACGUGCGCCUAAAAAAUUGUGUAAAAAAAUGAGGAAUUUACGUCAAAUAAAUUCUCUUUUCAGAGCGCGUUCUUUUCAUAUUAAAAAUAAUGUUACAGUGAGAUAUUUAUCUCACUAUCCUGUUGAUGACAACAUCAGUGGUCUUAAUGCGGAGCAGAGACAGAUGCGUGAAAGUAUUUUCCAGUUUGCACAAAAAGAGCUUGCACCUUUUGCACAAGACAUUGAUAAAAACAAUAUUUUCCCUCAGAUUAAGGAAUUUUAUAAAAAAUUAGGAGGACUUGGACUUUUAGGGCUAACUGUUCCUGCAAAAGAUGGAGGCUCUGAAGUUGGUUUCUUAGAACAUUGCAUUGCUAUGGAGGAACUAUCUCGUGCUUCUGCCAGUAUUGCACUGAGCUAUGGAGCCCACUCUAAUUUAUGUGUAAACCAGCUGGCUAGGCACGGAAAUGAAAAGCAAAAAGAGAAAUAUUUGCCAAAAUUAUUAAGUGGAGAGCACAUUGGUGCAUUGGCUAUGAGUGAAUCUGGUGCAGGAUCAGAUGUAGUAUCCAUGAAAUUAAAAGCUGAAAAGAAAGGUGAUUAUUAUGUUUUAAAUGGUACCAAGUUUUGGAUUACUAACUCAACAGUUGCUGAUGUGCUUUUGGUCUAUGCAAAAACAAAUCCUAGUGCGGAAAAGGCCCAGCAUGGCAUCAGUACAUUUAUUGUUGAAAAGGGAAUGCCUGGUUUUAGUGUUGGCAAAGCUCUUGACAAAUUAGGUAUGAGAGGAUCUCCAACUGCAGAAUUAAUAUUUGAAGAUUGCAAAGUUCCUGCGGAAAAUUUAGUUUCAAAGGAAAAUAAAGGAGUAUAUGUAUUGAUGAGUGGAUUGGACUAUGAGAGACUAGUUUUAGCUGCUGGCCCUGUUGGCAUAAUGCAAGCUUGUUGCGAUGUUACUUUUGAUUAUGUUCAUCAACGCAAACAAUUUGGACAAAGAAUUGGAGAAUUUCAGCUGAUUCAAGGAAAGUUAGCCGAUAUGUACACAACAAUGAAUGCCUGCAGGUCUUAUUUGUACAAUACUGCUAGAUCUGUGGAUAGUGGACAUGUCAGCUCAAAGGAUUGUGCUGGAGUGAUCUUGUAUUGUGCAGAGAAAGCUACUCAAAUGGCUCUAGAUGCAAUUCAAUGUUUAGGUGGGAAUGGAUACAUAAAUGAUUAUCCAGCUGGGCGCUUACUACGUGAUGCAAAAUUAUAUGAAAUUGGAGCUGGAACAAGUGAAAUUCGAAGAUUAAUUAUUGGACGAAGUUUGAACAAGGAAUAUGAAUGAUUUUUAAAGAUCUGCUUUGUGAUACUGUUUGUUAAAGUUAUAUAAUAAUCUACAGGGUUCCCAUGGGUCUGAAGUCCUUAUAAACUCUAAUUUUUAUUUAAAAGUUUUUUACAUUUAUUAAGAAUAAAUUUUAAUUACUUAAUUUCUGCUUUUGCUAGCUUAUUCUGGCAAUUUUAUUGAAAUGUAUGCAUACAGAUAUACAGGCUGUAAAGAUUGAUAAUAUUAAUAAUCAUAAAUAACAAAAGGGAGAUAUAUUUGCCUCUUCUCUUAACAUUACUUUCAGAUUUUUAUUUUUGGAUCUUUUUUUCUCUUGACAAAGCUUUCGUUCAUUCUUUCAUUAAUUUUCUUCUCACUUUUAUGAAAAAGUAAGGUAAAAAUACAAGCAAAUAUGCUAUUAAGGUUUAGUCCUAAAAUUCUUUAAAAUGUUUUAUUUUUUAAACUGUUCAAACUUUUCUAAUAAUUGUUGAAGUUGAAAAAUAAAAUAUGGAAAUAAGGUUCCUUCCUGUCUACAAAUUGGAUUAUUAAAAGGUAUUUGAAUUACAGACAUACAGACAAAUUUCCCCGAUCUCGUUACCCUGCUAUAAUAAAAAACAGGAACUGCUGUAAAAUGUUGGUCAUUAAAAGUGACCCCAAGAGGUUUGACUGAUUAUCAAACAGAUGAUUUUAGGUACGAAAUAUCAUGCAUGAUCUCUAAUUUUGAAUCCCUGAAUUAUAUAUUAUGUAUUACUGGGAAAAUUGGUUUAAAGACCUUAACUUAUGAAGCUAGUUAUUAAUUUUUUCGCUUUUUGCUGUAUUUUGCUUAUUCUUUCUUUACAUUUCAUUGAUAAAUUUUUAAACAUCUUAACUAAUCACAAUACUUCAUUUUAUUACAAAUUAUUAUUUUUCCAGCCUUUUUUUAAAAUCCUUAAAUAUCUUUAAAGUUUUUAACUUCAGUUUUUGAGAAAAGAGUGGGAACCCUGCGUCGAAAAUAAGUAUAUAUUUGUUUGUUAUGUAUUACUCGUAUUUGUAAAAUUAUUUUUGCAAUAAAUAGUCAAUGAAUGAUGCA